This is a messenger RNA of Entrophospora candida, 1206 nucleotides long. The record is from the annotation of a GenBank genome assembly. NCBI's taxonomy places the organism in Eukaryota, Fungi, Glomeromycota, Glomeromycetes, Entrophosporales, Entrophosporaceae.
AUGGCCGUCGACAGCAGUAGUUCUCGUAACUCGCCAGAUUUUAAACAAGAAGAAGAAUCAAUGCAAGAGUAUGAUGCAUUAAAAGAUAACAAUUCAGCACAUGAUGAAGGCCUUAAAUCAUAUUUCUCACAAUUUGGAGAAAUCAAAGACUGUGUUGUUAUGAGAGAUCAGAAUACGAUGAGAUCUCGUGGAUUUGGUUUUCUGACUUUUAUAGAUCCUUCUAAUGUUGAUAAAGUGCUGGCAACUGAUCAUCAAUUAGAUGGAAAACUUAUUGAUCCAAAACGAGCAAUCCCUCGUGAAGAACAAGAAAAAACAGAAAAAAUAUUUGUAGGUGGAAUAGCACCUGAAGUGACUGAAGAAGAGUUUAAAGAAUAUUUUUCACAAUUUGGGGUUGUCAAAGAUGCAACGUUGAUGGUUGAUCGUGAUACUGGUAGACCUCGAGGAUUUGGUUUCAUUACUUUUGAAUCAUCAGAGCCUGUUGAAAAAGCAAUGGCUAGAACUGAUCUAAGCCUUCAAAAUAAGAUGGUCGAGGUGAAAAGAGCUAUGCCAAAGCAUAAAUCACAAAGAGUUAACAUUUAUGGAGGAGCGCCUUCAGUAGGUAAUGCUAUAUCAUCUGGCAAUGGACCUAUGAAUGGUAGAUAUGGUUCAUCCUAUGGAAUCGGUAAAGAUGGAGGCUCAGCUGGAUAUUCUGGUAUGGGUGGAUACAAUUCCGGUUCAAUUAAUGGUAGAUAUGGCUCAUCUUACGGAAUGGGUGGCAGUGGUAAAGACGGGGGCUCGGCUGGAUAUUCUGGGAUGAGUGGAUACAAUUCCGGUUCAAUCAAUGGUAGAUAUGGUUCUCCUUACGGAAUGAGCGGUGGCGGUAAAGAUGGAGGCGGCUCAACUGGGUAUUCUGGAAUGGGUGGAUACAAUUCCGGUUCAUAUCCUGGUAGUUAUAGUGCAUAUAAUAAUUAUCCAAAUUAUGGUUAUCCCAAUUCUUAUCCCGACAGUUAUCACCCAUAUAAUGCAAUGACACAUGCAUAUUAUUCUUCAAGAUAUGGUGGAUAUAAUAAUAAUUAUGGAGGAGGUAGUAGUGGAUAUAGAGGAUCAGGUAGUAGAGGAGGCGGUAGUGGUGGUGGGGCAGGAAUGAAUGCUGCAGGAUCAGGAGAACCAAUAUACAGUAGACAUUCAGUUCGUGGCCAACAUAAUUAUCAUCCAUAUGCACGAUAA